AUGAAUCAACUUCAAGACUUGGUCAAACGAAUGUUGGACGAAAGAAAAGAACUGAGAAUUCAGCAGCAACAGCUGCAAAACGUGAUAAACAGCAAAAUGGUCGCGCACGAACACGAGUCUGCCAUCCCGUCUUUCCAAGAUGGCGACGAAAUCAUUGUUCCGCAAGCAGAAGCUAGCGUCACGAGCGAGACAAAUAGUCAAACAAUGGACGAUAGCGAUCGAUCGAGAAGUUCGUAUCUCGAGGAAACAGAAACUGAACUUAGUCAUAUUAACAAUGAGAAUGAGUUGGACCAAAAUGACGGCACUGCUCGUCAAAUUUUACAGAUACUAGAACAGUUGGGUCCUUCCGAGGAAGGCACUCGAAAAGGAUGGUUGUCGCCGGAUGUACGGGACAGAGAGUUCUUACCUUGUCGAUACUGUGGUGGGCGUGUACUUAGACUGUAG
Messenger RNA from Porites evermanni, 444 nucleotides. The record is from the annotation of a GenBank genome assembly. NCBI's taxonomy places the organism in Eukaryota, Metazoa, Cnidaria, Anthozoa, Scleractinia, Poritidae.